Molecule: messenger RNA, 765 nt
Organism: Anopheles cruzii
Lineage: Eukaryota; Metazoa; Arthropoda; Insecta; Diptera; Culicidae
Exons: 2
Coding region: 1-765 (254 amino acids)
Source: RefSeq, a predicted model, not a curated record
AUGAAAGUGCUCCUAGGUGCUGUGAUCACGUUCGGGUGUGUGCUGGCCAUCGGUUCGGCUCUGUCAGUGGCGAAAGAUCAGAAGGACUGUGGUACUGGCGAAGGCUCGUUGUCCUGUCACGGCGCCAAAGUGGCACGUCAUCUGCUGAAGCGCCUCGCACGGCCCGUCAAGCUGGAAGAGGUCAGUGUGGUUAAGCUGUUCCCGGGCGUCGAAAUCGUGGAUGUGUCCGACGGUGAAGAGCGUGAGCGAUCGCUCAACGAGGUGACGGAGGAGGAUCGAACCGUUUUCGGACGGGUCGGAAAGUACCUGCAGAGCCACGAAAUCAAGAUCAACUUCGGUCAGCUGCUGAAGCGGAGCGACAUUCAGGAUGCCAUCCGAACUGCCUUCGGAUCGCUCGAUCAGGACGUUAUUGCCGAUGUAGCAGAGGCUCGUAAAAAGGACAAGGGAGGUCUCGGGGCGAUCAUGAUGAUGGGCCUGAUGAUGGGCAAGCUGUUGGCGGCGCUCGGAUUCGGUGGCGUCGGACUUCUGGCACUGAAGGCGUUAGGCGUGUCGAUGGUCGCCCUGCUACUGUCGGCCAUCCUGGGACUGAAGAAGCUCACCGAACAGGGUGACCACAAGGGACGGCACAACGACGAGCACUUCGAGGUGCAUUCGGAUGACCACAUUCAGCACGCCGACCGGAAACGCCGCUCGCCAAAGAGCGACGUGGCUGCCAACCUACUGGCGUACAACGGCUGGGCACCAAUCGCGAACUACAAGUACUAG